This is a messenger RNA of Trichogramma pretiosum, 1047 nucleotides long. RefSeq names its product trypsin-1-like. The transcript is spliced from 7 exons. Lineage: Eukaryota; Metazoa; Arthropoda; Insecta; Hymenoptera; Trichogrammatidae. The record is from RefSeq and is a predicted model, not a curated record. Gene Ontology annotation, molecular function: serine-type endopeptidase activity. Gene Ontology annotation, biological process: proteolysis.
AUGAAAAGUAUAAUUUUAAUCUUUUUGUUGUUUUUUUUAACUUACGCUCACACUGUCAAUAAUAAUCAAUCCUUUGCCAACGUUUUCACGUCGUAGGUGCAAGUGCCAAGACAAAUUGAAACAAAUACAACGGAAAAGCUGACUCCGGACGAGGAUAAAUUCUUUCAAAGUUGGUUACAAAAUAUUCUGGGUUACGAUAUUUCAUCGGCGACUAGUACAUCGAUACCGAUCAAGCCUAGCCACGAUGCAACGGGCUGUCCACCGUGCACUUGUGGAAUAACGAAUAAGCAGAAGAGAAUCGUCGGUGGAGUCGAAACUCAAGUCAAUGAGUACCCAUGGGUGGCUCUUUUACUGUACAGGGGCCGAUUUUAUUGUGGCGGUAGCGUUAUCAAUUCAAAGUAUGUCUUGACAGCUGCUCACUGCGUCGACAGAUUUUCAAAAUCAUCUAUUAGCGUGCGUAUUCUCGAGCACGAUCGAAACUUGACCACCGAGUCGACUACUCAAGAUUAUCGUGCGAAAGAAGUCAUCAAGCACGUAAGCUAUUCCACUGCCAAUUACAACAAUGAUAUCGCUCUUAUAAAGAUCGAUGGUGAAUUCAAGUUCGACCAUCGCAUGAGACCGGUUUGCAUGGCCGAAAAAUUAAAAACUUUCACCGGAAUGACGGGCAUUGCAACCGGUUGGGGAGCCACUUCGGCCGGGGGACCAGUUUCCAACACUCUGCGAGAGGUCAGCGUGCCAAUUUUAUCAAACGCCGAGUGUCGUGCUUCUAAGUAUCCGGCGAGAAAAAUCACCGAUAAUAUGCUCUGCGCUGGCUACAAGAAAGGACAAAAGGACUCUUGUCAGGGAGACAGCGGUGGUCCUCUGCACGUUCAAAAGGAAGGCCUGCACAGAAUAGUCGGAGUCGUAUCGUGGGGCGAGGGAUGUGCUCAGCCUGGUUUUCCUGGCGUUUAUACCCGAGUAAAUCGCUUUAUUACCUGGAUCGAGCGUAAUACACAAGACGCCUGUACUUGUUCCGAUGAAGUCAUUAUAAAAAGAAAUUCAUUUUGA